This is a messenger RNA of Apodemus sylvaticus (European woodmouse), 2024 nucleotides long. RefSeq names its product gonadotropin releasing hormone 1 (gene Gnrh1). The transcript is spliced from 4 exons. Gene Ontology annotation, cellular component: extracellular region. The record is from RefSeq and is a predicted model, not a curated record. Gene Ontology annotation, biological process: multicellular organism development. Gene Ontology annotation, molecular function: gonadotropin hormone-releasing hormone activity. Lineage: Eukaryota; Metazoa; Chordata; Mammalia; Rodentia; Muridae. The coding region runs from base 1514 to 1876 and encodes 120 amino acids.
CAAAGAACUAUUAAUGGCAGAUGGUUUAGAAACAACUUUCAUGGAUUAUAGACAGGGUAAAGAUAGCAAAAUUUUCAGAGGCAGGCAGAUCUCUGAGUUCAAGACCAGCUGGUCUGCAUAGUUCCAGGAUAGCCAAGACUACACAGAGAAACCCAGUCUUGAAAAAAAGCAAAAACAAGGGCUGAAGAGAUGGCUCAGUGGUUAAGAGCACUGUUUACUCUUCCAGAGGUCCUGAGUUCAAUUCCCAGCAACCACAAGGUGGCUCACAAUCAUCUGUAAUGAGAUCUGAUGUCCUCUUCUGGUGUGUCUGAAGACAGCUAAAAUGUACUCAUCAUUCAUACACACACACACACACACACACACACAACUUUAAAAGAAAAAAAUUAUUACAGGUGUGUGUGUGUGUGUGUGUGUGUGUGUGUGUGUGUGUGUGUGAAUGUGCCGUAGCACAUUCAUGAAGAUCAGAGGACUUGAGAGAAUCGGUUUCUUAUUCCACCUUGUGGGACCCUGGGAUUGAAAUCAGGCCGUCAGGAUUGGGAGCAACCUCUAACCACUGAGCAAUCUCACCAGCCCUAAAUUAGAUAAUCAGAUUUUUUUUUUAGAUUGGCAACAACACUAUGAUUAUCUGAUUGAAAUGUUUCCUUUUACAGAGAUCCAACUGCUAAGACUGAUUCUCAGCGGGGAAGGCUUCAGUGUCCCAGAAAAAAAAUCAUAUAAAAAGGAGGCUAGGCAGACAGAAUCAUCGAAGUACUCAACCCACCAACGGGCGCUUGGUAUCCCUUUGGCUUUCACAUCCAAACAGGUAAAAUUCUUUGUUUUCCUUGCGUUGCUUUUAAUGUCGCUUGUUACUGUAUGUCUAAAGGGUAUUUUGCACUCAUGGCUCAGGUCAUCAUAGCCUUGUGAUGGUAUCCAAGGAAGCCUUGCCCUUGACUGAGUGCCCUUGCCACCCACCAGCCUUGGGAGAAAGCCAACCUUUGAGGAACCCAGCAGGGCUGAACAUUGGUUUUUGGCCUCAUUCCCAUCAGAUGAAAUUAACUUGGAAGCACGUUUUAUCAACUAACUAUACACUUAGCUGGCAAGGGGUCAUCUGAGCUAAGUGCCUUCCCUAGAUCAGUAUUUGGUUCUCCCUCCGUCUUGAGGCUAGUCCUGCCAACUGUAAUGCUUUAAAGACUAGAUGACAGACAGAAAAACCGUCAGCAGUGCCACAGGGUAGCAAAGUCAUGCAGCCUUUUCUUAGGCAGAGACACCUAGUAGGUGCUUCUCUUUUCAGAGCAGAUGGUCCAGCUCUAACCCCACGAACGACAGAGUUGAGAAAUAAUCUAUGAUGGGAGAUGCACGGGCAAAGUUUCUAUUUGGCAAGGGAUGAAUUAUGGGUUUCAGGGAACAAAAUAUGGACUACGUUACCACAAAGAAGUACUGAAUGUGUGGGAAUCAAGUACAGGUGUCUGUCCCAUGUCUAUGAAGCUAAAGUCAGGAAGAUGCCUCUGUGUUUCCUUGUCUCCAAACAAGCUGUAUGACUACCUCUGCAGUUUCUGUGGAGCCAGGUGCUGACCUCUUUGCUAAGCAUUCUUUACUCUGUGUCCUGAUGUCCCUUAGAAUGGACAUGAUGCCCAAACUGAUGGCCGCUGUUCUUCUGCUGACUGUGUGUCUGGAAGGCUGCUCCCCCCAGCACUGGUCCUAUGGCUUGCGCCCUGGGGGAAAGAGAAACACUGAACACUUGGUUGACUCUUUCCAAGAGAUGGGCAAGGAGGUGGAUCAAAUGACAGAACCCCAGCACUUCGAAUGCACUGUCCACUGGCCCCGUUCACCGCUCAGGGAUCUGCGAGGAGCUUUGGAAAGUCUGAUUGAAGAGGAAGCCAGGCAGAAGAAGAUGUAAAUGCACUGGCCCAGAAGGAUCCACAACACCCGAGUAUAACAUUCACCCUGAGAUUUGUGACCUGUUAGAUCUCUGUAAUUGUGUGAGCUUCAGCCUUUUUAUAGCCAGCAGCAUAGACUUCAUAAUAAAGUAAUGUGUGGUGGAUCAA